Chelonia mydas (Green sea turtle) is the source of this 2270-nucleotide messenger RNA. RefSeq names its product POU class 3 homeobox 1 (gene POU3F1). Gene Ontology annotation, molecular function: DNA-binding transcription factor activity, RNA polymerase II-specific; RNA polymerase II cis-regulatory region sequence-specific DNA binding. The record is from RefSeq and is a predicted model, not a curated record. Gene Ontology annotation, biological process: regulation of transcription by RNA polymerase II; brain development. The transcript has a single exon. NCBI's taxonomy places the organism in Eukaryota, Metazoa, Chordata, Testudines, Cheloniidae. Gene Ontology annotation, cellular component: nucleus. Bases 103 to 1224 code for a protein of 373 amino acids.
GCGCGGGGGGGAGUGGCCGGGAGCCCGGCACCCACCGGCGCCCUGCAGCCCGGCUCUAAAGCGCAGCGCUCCGCCGUGCGCCCUCAGUGAGCGCGGGGAGCCAUGGCCGCCGCAGCCCAGUACCUGCCCCGCAGCAGCCCGCUGCUGCACCCCGACUCGGACCGCAUGCACCAGGGCACGACCUACCGCGAGGUGCAGAAGAUGAUGCACCACGAGUACCUGCAGGGCUUGGCCAGCGGCUCCGGCCACCCCAUGAGCCUCACCCACCCCCAGUGGCUGCCCAGCGCCGGCUCCGACUGGGGCAGCGGCUCCCACCUGGGCCAGGCCGAGCACGGCAAGGGCGGCGUGCAGGGGGCGGGCCGGGAGGAGCUGCCCGGCGCCUUCCACCCCCGCUCCCACCUGGUGCACCAGCAGGCGCCCGGCGGCCACCCGGGCGCCUGGGCGCAGGGCAGCGGGCACCACCUGGCGCCCAUGUCCCCCACGUCCAGCAGCCACCAGCCGCUGCUCUACUCGCAGUCCGCCUACACGAACCUGAACGGCAUGCUGGGCCCCCAGGCGCCGGCCCUGCACCACGGCCUGCGGGACCCCCUGGGCCACGAGGAGGCGGCCGGGCUGCACGACCCCCAGCUGGAGGCCUCCCCGCAGCACCUGGGCCACCCGCAGGAGCACUCGGACGAGGACGCGCCCAGCUCCGACGACCUGGAGCAGUUCGCCAAGCAGUUCAAGCAGCGGCGGAUCAAGCUGGGCUUCACCCAGGCGGACGUGGGCCUGGCCCUGGGCACCCUCUACGGCAACGUCUUCUCGCAGACCACGAUCUGCCGGUUCGAGGCGCUGCAGCUCAGCUUCAAGAACAUGUGCAAGCUCAAGCCGCUGCUCAACAAAUGGCUGGAGGAGACCGACUCCAGCACGGGCAGCCCCACCAACCUGGACAAGAUCGCGGCGCAGGGCCGCAAGCGCAAGAAGCGCACCUCCAUCGAGGUGGGCGUGAAGGGCGCCCUGGAGAACCACUUCCUCAAGUGCCCCAAGCCCUCGGCCCACGAGAUCACCUCGCUGGCGGACAGUCUGCAGCUGGAGAAGGAGGUGGUGCGGGUCUGGUUCUGCAACCGGCGGCAGAAGGAGAAGCGCAUGACGCCGGCCGGGGUCCCGCACCCGCCCAUGGAGGAUGUUUACGCGCAGGCGGAGACCUCGCCGCUGCACCACCCGCUCCAGAGCUCGGUGCAAUGACUGGGCGGCGGGGCAGGGGGCUGAGGGCGGCGGGUGCAGCUCUGGAGUUUACAGCGAGGGCCCGCGGGCGGCAGGGACCGCGCCCGGCCCGGCCAGGGGGCCCGAACCCCGCCCGCGGCCCCCAGCCCCUCCCCGGCGGGAAGUCGCGCUCGGGACUUGGUUGCUGCCGCUUGGCUUCGGGCCCUGGAUGCCGAGACUCGCCGGGCGGCGCGUGGAAGACGCUCGUUAAUUUAUUCCUCAGACUGGUGCGCAACUGAAUUUGUCUCUAAUUUAAACCGCUGUAUUUAUUUGACUUCCAAAAAUACCGCGCGCUCCAGAGCCCCGCGGCUCUGCAAACGCCGCGAGAGGAGAACUAGCCAAAGGUUUGAGAUCUAAUUUAUUCUUCGUUUGCUCCCAUGCCACUGACCCUGCGGGGGGCUCUCUCCGGCCGGCUCCCCGCCCCCCCGGCUGCGGGCUGGGACGGGUCGGGGAGGGGCGAGACCUGGUGCCGAAGCUCCCCCCCGCACCCACCCACCGCGGGCCCCUGGACCGGUUCCGAUGGCGCUGACCCCCCCCCUCCUCCUGGGGGGCGCCUGCCCCCGGCCGCCCGGUGCAGACUGCGGCCUCUUGGCUUCCCGGGGAGCGGAGAGUUUCCCGGGGCUCGCUCCAGGGGCUCCCCGGGCCUGGCGCUGCGGGGCCUGGGAGGGGCGCUGGGGAGCGGAGGGGUGUGCGGGGCGGGUGGCGGUAACUUUCCCAGCCCGGCUGUAAAUAUGUGAGAUAUGUACACACGUGCCCGCCGCUCCGGAUCCCCGCUCCGUCCCCCGGCCGGUUUUUUACACGGACUGAUUGCGAGAGGCUAUUUUAAUAUCGUUUCCCGUCCCGUUUCUAUUUAUUUCUAACCGCGUUCAGAGCCCCCCUUCCCGCGGGCAGGUUCGGUUCAUUCCGCAGCGUUGGGUUCGGAGUUUUUGGUUUUGAAUCGCAAAAAACUAUGUAGCCCGCGAAGUUACGUUUCUAUUUAUGUUUAUAGUAAAUAUUUUUAUUACGUACAUAAACCAUCCCCCCCGGAA